AUGGAGCAGCAAGAAAAUCAACUGGACAGAGAAAGAUUCUGCUGUUCGAUCUGUCUGGAUCCACUGAAGGAUCCAGUGACUACUGUCUGUGGACACAGCUACUGUAAGAGCUGUAUUAACACCCACUGGGACAAAGAGGAGGAGAGAGGAAGCUACAGCUGUCCUCAGUGUAGACAGACCUUCACACCGAGGCCUGUCCUGGAGAAAAACACCAUGUUAGCUGAUUCGCUGGAGGAGCUGAAGAAGACUGGACUCCAAGCAGCUCCUGAUGAUCACUGCUAUGCUGGACCUGAAGAUGUGGCCUGUGAUGUCUGCACUGGGAGAAAACUGAAAGCUCUCAAGUCCUGUUUGAAUUGUUUGGCCUCUUAUUGUGAGAAACACCUCCAGCGUCAUCUUCAGUCAACUGCACUGAAAAAGCACAAGCUGGUGGAGCCCUCGGAGAAGCUCAAGGAGAACAUCUGCUCUCGUCACGACGAGGUGAUGAAGAUGUUCUGCCGCACUGAUCAGCAGUGUAUCUGUUAUCUCUGCUCUGUGGAUGAACAUAAAGACCACGACACAGUGUCAGCUGCAGCAGAAAGGUCUGAGCGGCAGAGAGAGCUCGGGCUGAGGAGACAAACAAUCCAGCAGAGAGUCCAGGACACAGAGAAAGACGUGAAGCUGCUUCAACAGGAGGAGGAGGCCCUCAAUGGCUCUGCUGAUAAAGCAGUGGAGGACAGUGAAGAGAUCUUCACUGAGCUGAUCCGUCUGCUGGAGAAAAGAAGCUCUGAUGUGAAGCAGCAGAUCAGAUCCCAGCAGGAAACUGAAGUGAGUCGAGUCAGAGAGCUUCAGGAGAGACUGGAGCAGGAGAUCACUGAGCUGAAGAGGAAAGACCAUGAACUGAAGCAGCUCUCAGACACAGAGGAUCACAACCAGUUUCUACACAACUACCCCUCACUGUCACCACUCAGUGGAUCUACACACUCAUCCAGCUUCAGGAUCCGUCCUCUGAGGAACUUUGAGGACGUGACAGCAGCUGUGUCACAGGUCAGAGGUCGACUACAGGACAUUCUGAGUGAGACAGAGACAGAGAUUUUACAGAUUGUGUCUCAAGUGGAUGUUUUACUGCGACAACCAGAGCCAGAGACCAGAGCUGACUUCUUAAGAUAUUCACAGGAAAUCACACUGGAUCCAAACACAGCACACAAACAUCUGUUAUUAUCUGAGGGAAACAGAAAAGUAACACGUAUGAGUGAAGAUCAGUCUUAUUCUAAUCACCCAGACAGAUUCACUGUUUAUUGUCAGGUCCUGAGUAGAGAGAGUCUGACUGGACGUUGUUACUGGGAGGUGGAGGUGGAGGUGGGGGGGAGAGGAGGAGUUGGUGUAGCAGUCACAUACAAGAAUAUCAGCAGAGCAGGAGGCUCAGAUGAAUAUUUAUUUGGAUUGAGUGAUAAAUCUUGGUCAUUACGUUGUGAUGGAUACACUUAUUACUUUUAUCACAACAGCAUCGGGACUCCAGUGUCAGGUCCUGUGUCCUCCAGAGUAGGAGUGUACCUGGAUCACAGUGCAGGUGUUCUGACCUUCUACAGAGUCUCUGACACCAUGACUCUCCUCCACAGAGUCCAGACCACAUUCACUCAGCCUCUCUAUGCUGGAGUUUGGGUUUAUUAUGGAGACACAGCUGAGUUCUGUAAACUCAAAUAGACUUGAGUCAUUAAAAGCAGUGAUUUAGAUUCUGUGUGUAAAUCUUUAACUUCUUUUGUCUCCAUGU
Messenger RNA from Limanda limanda (common dab), 1747 nucleotides. RefSeq names its product tripartite motif-containing protein 16-like. The coding region runs from base 1 to 1680 and encodes 559 amino acids. The record is from RefSeq and is a predicted model, not a curated record. Gene Ontology annotation, molecular function: protein binding; zinc ion binding. NCBI's taxonomy places the organism in Eukaryota, Metazoa, Chordata, Actinopteri, Pleuronectiformes, Pleuronectidae. The transcript has a single exon.